CUUCGUUACCCCUAGUGGCGAACUCCUGGUGACACAGCAAUUUGUAGGGUCAAAUGUGCUCACUUCCAUGCUUUGACCGCUAAUAGCUUUCGUUAACUACUUUUCCGGCAGUGAUAACUCAAGCUCAUAUUAAGUUUGUGUACUUCAUCUUAUUUUUCUCGUUUUUUUAUAGAGCCUUGUCGAUCUUCUAUUUUAAAAAUCCAAAUUCAAUUCGCCUCUGCAAUGUGCGAUUAAUUUACUAUUGGCUCAAGCUGUGGUUCACACGUGAAGACGACAAAUUGAGGCUUAAACGAUCAGAUUUCCAUGAAAUGGACCUUAUAUAUGUAACCCACUUAGAAUCAUAGUUCUCAAUCAGUUCUAAAAAUAAUUUGGAAUUCAAAAAUUGGAAAUGAACACUGGAGACACACCAAUUUUUCAUGGCAAACAGAAAAGUGACCAGAAAGAAUCAUCUGGUGAUCUCCCAUCAUCUUAUCUUUCAGAUAUCCCUUGUACUACAAGUGUUUGUGAUGAUGAUACAGCUUCUGAAAAAAAGCAGGUGAUUCUUUCCAUUGCCUGGUGGUGUGGAAAACUGGGAGCUGCCUAUUAUGACAUUGAGUCCCAUGAGCUCCAUGUAAUUCCAGAUGUGGUGGAAAGUUCCUCAGAUGCAUCUGUAUUGCAGGGAUUAUUUUUCCAGUUGCAACCACACACUCUCAUUGUCAAACAUAAUUUGGAAGAAAAGCAAAUGGCUAAGAUUUUCCAGUUAUUGGAAGGUGAAUCUCCAGAACUUCUAAAGAGAAGCCCUGCCAAACAAGUGCAAAAGAGUUAUCAACUUUCAGGGACUAAAACUACUGCAACCAUACAAUUCAAGAGAAAUGACAAAGAUUCAUGCCAUCUCUAUGUUGUCCCUAGUUCUUUCUACAACACCGAAGCUGCUACUCGUAGGUUACGAGCAUUACGGCUAGGAAUUACGCCAGAUGACAUGACCGAAAUGGAGCGCUGGUUACAUCUGAAAAGCUUGUUUCCCUUUGACAAUCCAGCUUUGUUACAAGCCACUGGUGCGUUACUGAAAGUACUGGAACAAUGGCAGAGAGGUCAAGAUGUUGACCGCCUGAACGAAGCAAGCAUAGACAAUAUGAGCUUGAAAAUUCUUUCUAUUCGAACAUGCCGUGUUGAUGAUUUGUUAUGGAUGGACCAGUCAACAUUUCUUAGUUUGAAAAUCUUCUCGCAAGAAUCACAUCCGUCGGCAUUCAAGAAAGGACAUUCACAGAGCGCAAAAGAAGGGCUUAGUCUUUUUGGAAUUGCUUCGAAAUGUUAUUCCACACCCGGAUCUAUGUGCCUUAAGGAACUAUUCAAGCGCCCCACGCGCAGUAUCGAAACGCUUAGGGAGCGUUACAGUGUAAUACGGUUUUGUGUGGAAGCGUCUAACAUAGAAGUAGUCCACAGUUUUGUUGGCAUCUUGAAAAACGUCACCGAUAUCAAGGUCCCCCUUUCAAACAUCGCAACAAUGCGAGGAACUUCGAAUGAUUGGAAAAGGCUACAAAUAACUGCUAAAAAUUUGAUAGCCUUGGCCGAUCAAUGCAAGGCUCUUCCACAACAAAUCCGUCUCUUUCGCGAUUUAGCAGAAAGUGAACGAUCAAGUAAAUGGUACCAUGUAGUUAACGUCAUUCAUCGGUUAAUUAAUUUUCAAGAAUCGAGACGCGCGGGACGGUGUGUUGUCAACUCAGGAGUUGAUGAGGAUCUCGAUAAACUGAAACGAGACCAUGGCAACAUGCAACAAAUUUACACAGAAACCGUUAAUCUUGAAAUGGAAAAUUUACCCCCAUUUGUCGAACAGGGCGUAAUCGAAUUUUUACCUCAUGUUGGCCAUUGUUUGUGCCUUCGUUCUUGGCUGCCAGAAGGUAAGCCUAUGACGGCUGAUGCUGUUAGUAUAGCAGGACUGGAGCUGAAAUUUUUUACAAAGGAAAAUGUUUACUUCAAAAGCCAACGUUGUAUAGAACUGGACGAAAUGUUCGGAGAUUUUGCGGCAGCAAUCGUAGCACACGAAAUGUCGGUAAUAUUUUCGGCCUCUAAAGUUGUUCUCCAAUAUUACGACGCACUGACUGAAGGAAUCGAACUGGCUGCAUAUCUAGACGCGCUUCUUAGCUUAUCAGUGUUGAGUUCAGAAUUUGAAAUGAUUGAGCCAGAGCUUGUUGAGAGCAGUAAUUCAUGUGUCCACAUUGAAAACGGAAGACAUAUUUUAUUGCAGCUUGUGGCGGAUCGAUUCAAUCCCAAUUCGACAUAUCUCGGUGGAGAGGGCGAAGAUGCCAAACGCAUAAAUAUUAUUUCGGGUCCUAACUCUAGCGGCAAAUCAGUUUUUUUAAAGCAAACUGCAUUAAUUGUUUAUUUGGCUCAAAUUGGAUGCUUUGUACCAGCUCAACGUGCUUUGUUAACACCCAUGAAACAUAUCUUCGUUGUCUGUCAUGCUCCAGAAACGAUUGCCACAUCGCUGUCAUACUUCGGUGUUGAGCUUUCUAUGAUGUCCAUGGCCUGCAGGACCGCGACAAGUCAUUCUUUGAUAAUUUUGGAUGAAUUUGGCAUAGGGUCUUCUCACGUGGAUGGUUCCGCGUUAUUCAUUUCCUGUAUGGAAUAUUGGAUGAAACAAGAAGAAAGGAGUCCCCUUCUACUUGUUGCAACACACUUGCAUAGUGCUGUCCAACACUUGUCACGACAUACAAAUGCCUUACGAAAAACUCGUUUCAUGUCCAUGGGGUACUUCCUGGAUGAGGAACAACUUGUUUUUCUGUAUGAGCUUACUGAAGAUUUGUGCACAAAUAGUUUCCCAUUGAGCGUGGCGUACGCUUCUGGAUUACCUGAUUUCGUCAUUAAAAGGGCUCAAGAAGUACUAAAAGAAGUUGAUAAUGUUGGCAGUUUGUUGCCUAACCGCGUAAUAUGGAACGAAGUCAAAUGCACCAGUUUACGCAAGAGCGCUGAAUUAUUCUUCAUGACUGACCCUUGGAAUAUUGAGGCAUUAAAACAAUUUACAAGACGAAGCAUUCUUGGUCGCUGGGGUUCCCAUUCGCAGUAGGAUGCCCAUCAGUUCUUACAUGGAUUCCAAAUAGACGAUCAUGAAAGUGUAUUCGCUAUUACGCGUCUAGCGCGAGACCAUUUAAAAAUAAUGUUCGAAAAUGAA
Molecule: messenger RNA, 3148 nt
Organism: Daphnia carinata
Lineage: Eukaryota; Metazoa; Arthropoda; Branchiopoda; Diplostraca; Daphniidae
Product: mutS protein homolog 5-like
Exons: 19
Coding region: 389-3043 (884 amino acids)
Biological process (GO): chiasma assembly; mismatch repair
Cellular component (GO): nucleus
Molecular function (GO): mismatched DNA binding; ATP-dependent DNA damage sensor activity; ATP binding
Source: RefSeq, a predicted model, not a curated record